CAACGUUCGAAGCUUUUUAUUUUUCUUUUCUUCUUGCUUACCUCUGUUCUUAUUCUUCCUUGCUUGUAAGCGUAUUGUGCCUACAAUUCUUCCACACUGUGGUUCCUUGGUUCAGGUGUUGACCACCAUCAUCAUUGACUUUGCCCUUCACCCACUAAUAUCCCAUUUCUGUUACUGACCCGAGCACUUGACUUUCCAGCAAACAUGGUCGAAGCCUCGCACACAGUCGCCAUGGAUCACGACAAGAACCUCAGGCUCCAAGUCACGGACGCCGCGUCUUCAACUGCCUCGAACCCGAAUUUUCUGCCCUCACCAGGUCGGGACCCGUCUUUCAAGCCGGUGGCUCUACGAGAGAAUACCCAGGCGUCGAUGGAUAUCGAUCACUAUUUCCUCGGACCUCGAGACAUGAACCAUCAUUCAAAGCUACCGUACUUUUUACGUUUGCAUGGCAGCGUUUUUCCCAAGAUGAUUUUGCCCCUUGCAAUUGCCGGUGGCUGGGCCACAGCAAUCACAUGUAUCAGCAAAUUUGUCCACAAUCUGGGCAUCAACUCCGUUCUGCUCACCAUCACCGGUUUCGUGGUCUCUCUUGCUCUGUCAUUCCGCUCCUCUACCGCGUACGAAAGAUACAUGGAAGGCCGAAAGUACUGGGCACAGUUGAUUGUCACCUCCAGAAAUAUGGCUAGGUUGAUGUGGAUCCAUACCAAAGAACGACAUGAUGUGAGCGAAGAGCAAGGCAAGGCUGAUCUUCUUGGGAAAUUGACGGCUUUAAAUCUUCUCAACGCUUUCGCCGUGGCUCUCAAACACCGUCUUCGAUUCGAGCCCUCGGUCGAAUAUCCCGAUCUGCAGCCACUGAUUGCAAACAUACAUACUCUCGCCGGAGAAGCAGACCAAACAAAAUUGCAACCGAGAAAGGCAAAUUCUUGGAAAACUGCGGGUGAAUAUCUGGGCAUCUCCUUCGCCGAGUCGAACCCUCGCAAGUUGAUCAAGCGCUCCACCGACAAUCUCGGCAAUCUGCCUCUCGAAAUUCUGACUUAUCUCUCUGCAUACAUGGACGAGAUUAUGAGGAACGGCCAAUUGAGUAUUCCCAUUCACCAAACCCACGUCAUGAACAACAUCACCUCCUUGGCCGAGGUGCUUACCGGUACCGAGCGUGUGUUGAACACUCCGGUACCCAUUGCCUAUUCGAUCUCCAUCUCGCAGAUUACGUGGGUUUAUAUUUUGGCCCUUCCUUUCCAGCUUUACAAAACACUCGGCUGGGUGACCAUUUUCGGAACUAUCCUUGCAGCGUAUAUCAUUCUGGGUCUGGCUGCUAUUGGUUACGAAAUCGAAAACCCCUUUGGUCGCGACGUGAACGAUCUUCCACUCGACGCCUACUGCCGCGAACUUGCUGCCGAUAUCGAUGUGUUGACGAGCAUGCCUGCUCCGACGGCGGAGAACUUCAUCGCUACAGCGGAGAAUAAGGUCCUUUUCCCACUGAGCAUGAGCAACUACGAUAGCUGGAAAUCACGCUCCAUUACGGAUAUUCGAAUGGCACUACGGUCCAAGGCGACGACGGCAGCGACCUCGAUUGACUUUGAGCGUAUGAAGGCUCAGCACGAGAGCACGAACGAGAGUACUGCUGUUCCGCCGGUCGAGCACAAAAAGGAUCGAGCUGAGGGAGACGCUUGCUGAGCAGGUACGAAAUCUUCAGAUUGUAUAACACGAUACGCAUUCUUCACGGCCGCCCAAAAAAGCCUUGUAUUUGGAUCUACUUGGUGCAUUUAUCAGCGUGGUUGGGGAAUGCAAACAUCAUAUACUCCACAUAUUACCAAAGCAUAGCGAAGCAUACAAUCACAUCAAAAAGAGAUCACGAGGUCGGCAAUGAUCUUCAUCUAUUGUUUCAAUUCCCCUUUCCCUAUUUUUUCCUGGUAACAAUGCUAGUGUGCCACUCCGAGGGUCAGUUGGUUGGCACUAGUACUUGUGACUUCAAGCAUCCUUGCUCUUCCCACCCAGUUCUCUCGGCAUCUCACCAGCCUCGGCCAUCUCAUUCAUGACGCGCUCUGCCACCUUCAUCGCGUCCACGCCGGCCGGCACGCCGCAGUACGUCGUGGCAUGCAGGAUCGCCUCUCUGAUCUCCG
This is a messenger RNA of Exophiala xenobiotica, 2117 nucleotides long. RefSeq lists its product as uncharacterized. NCBI's taxonomy places the organism in Eukaryota, Fungi, Ascomycota, Eurotiomycetes, Chaetothyriales, Herpotrichiellaceae. The record is from RefSeq and is a predicted model, not a curated record. The coding region runs from base 205 to 1671 and encodes 488 amino acids. The transcript has a single exon. Gene Ontology annotation, molecular function: chloride channel activity.